CGGGUAACAGCGACAAAUGCGUUUCGUAAGAUGUCACGGUAGAUAGCAUCCUCGGUGUAAAAAGAGCCAGCAAGAUCCUGUGUUGUCAUCUUAUGCUCCCUUCAUCACAAAGACAAAAUCAAUAGACGUCCAGUGAAUGAAUGGACAUCCACAUCCACAUCCACACCAAGCCUGGGAUGCUGCUCUGUGUCAGUUUAAUCAGGAUCCUCUGAACUCCUGCAUUGUGGUGAUAGCAAAGCUCUGAAAAUCCAGCAAUGUUGGCCCGGAAAGGCCUGGUGCCUGAAGGAUUUCUGUUGACACGCCUGGCUGAAGAUGCCACCCAGCCUAACCGCUUCCGUAGCAAAUCACAGCGUGCUCGCUUUAUCACCAAAAGUGGAUCAUGCAACGUUGCUCACAAGAACAUACGGGAGCAGGGUCGGUUUCUUCAGGAUGUUUUUACCACUAUGGUGGAUCUUAAAUGGCAGCACUCACUCCUUAUCUUUACCUCAGCAUUCCUCUGCUCGUGGAUGCUCUUUGCCAUGAUGUGGUGGCUCCUGGCCUUCGCUCACGGUGAUCUGGAGCCACGAGAUCCCACUGAGCCUGGACCUGUUCCCUGUGUUACUGCCAUCCACUCCUUCACUUCAGCAUUCCUCUUCUCCAUCGAGGUGCAGGUGACCAUUGGUUUUGGUGGGAGGAUGGUCACAGAAGAGUGUCCACUGGCCAUUGUAGUCCUGAUCAUCCAGAACAUUUUGGGCCUCAUCAUCAACGCUGUCAUGCUGGGCUGCGUGUUCAUGAAAACAGCUCAAGCCAAUCGCAGAGCAGAGACGCUCAUCUUCUCCCGUAACGCUGUUAUCGCGCCGCGCAAUGGCAAACCCACGUUCAUGUUUCGUGUUGGAGACCUGAGGAAGAGUAUGAUCAUAUCAGCUACCAUUCAGAUGCAGGUGAUUCGCAGGACAGUGACGGCAGAAGGGGAGGUGAUUCCAGUCUGCCAACUUGACAUCCAGGUGGAAAACCCACUCAGGAGCAAUGGCAUCUUCCUUGUCUCGCCCCUCAUCAUCAGUCACACCAUUGAUAGAGGAAGCCCCCUGUAUGAGCUUUCUGCCCAGUCGCUGGCCACUGAGGAUCUGGAGAUCAUAGUUAUACUGGAAGGCGUUGUGGAGACUACUGGCAUCACCAUGCAGGCACGCACAUCCUACACACCGGAGGAGAUUCUCUGGGGACGCCGCUUCGUGUCCAUCAUGACAGAAGAGGACGGCCGCUACUCUGUGGACUACUCCAAAUUCGGUAACACGGUGCCCGUGCGGAUGCCCGCCCUCAGCGCUAAGGAGCUGGACCAGACGAGAGGGGUGCAGGACAACGGCCCUCACGAGGGUAAGCCUCAGGGCUGGGGACUGGUGCGGGCCGGACGAGGCGGCUACAGGAGAAGCGCGGGCCGGGCCUGCGAGGAUAACCCAUCCCGGCCGUGGUACGCUCCAGCAGAAAAAGACGAGCAGGAGAAAAGUAAAGAAAAGAACGGGCAGAAGAAGACAGUGAAAUUAGAGGAAAUAGGGAGAGAGCUGGAGGAGGCGACCAUGGAGGAUAUGAGUGAUUAAAUAUGUAAUAUACUGUAUAUAUAGGACAUGGAUGUGCAGAUUAUAUAGUAUAGCUACUUUAUCAGAAAGCUUUUAAUGAUGUUAUUUUUAUAUUGGUUUGGGAAGAUUGGACAGUAAAGCAGUUGAUUUUUUUUAAUGAACUGUAAUUUUCCUUUUCUGUUUACACUACUGGAUAUUUGUAUUUUAUACAAGCAGCUGUAGUUGGUGUGACUUUAUCUCCACUCACCCCCCUUUUUUAACUCCAUUGUCUUUGUGUUGUGGUUGUGUACUUGUACCUGCCAUCUGUGUUCUAUUGCUUCAAUUUUAUGAAUCAAUAUUAUUAUAACUGUUUUUGAAUAUCACUUUAUUUAAAUGUAGUGUGUUUUGGUAGCGUUAUUGUUGUGAACGUGUGCAAUUACCUAAACCAGUCCCUCACCAUUCAAGACUUGUUUUUCCAUUGCUACUGAUAUUUGGAUGUCUAUCCAUUCUCUUAUUUAUUUUACCUUAUUUAUGGUACAAAUAAAAUUUUAUGGUUUUUUUCUUUAA
Messenger RNA from Pangasianodon hypophthalmus (striped catfish), 2096 nucleotides. RefSeq names its product potassium inwardly rectifying channel subfamily J member 11, like (gene kcnj11l). Gene Ontology annotation, biological process: regulation of monoatomic ion transmembrane transport; potassium ion import across plasma membrane. Bases 255 to 1571 code for a protein of 438 amino acids. Gene Ontology annotation, cellular component: plasma membrane. Lineage: Eukaryota; Metazoa; Chordata; Actinopteri; Siluriformes; Pangasiidae. Gene Ontology annotation, molecular function: inward rectifier potassium channel activity. The transcript has 7 exons. The record is from RefSeq and is a predicted model, not a curated record.